AUGGAAGGCGUGUACAAGGAUAGCGACGACGGUGAGGUUAGUGCAAAGGGAGAUGAGCGAGUGUGGCGAUUACAAGGGCGAGAUGUCAUCGGUUGGCAAGACCGGUUGAAGAGCGUACAGCCGGUGAGCGGCCCUGCUGGAGGGUGGCUACAGCUGCACUAUCGCAAGUGGCGGAGACGAAGGACUAGUGGAAAGAGCGGUCACUGUGAGACAUGUGCCGACGAGAGUACUGUCGAAGGCGUGAGCUGCGAAGCAAUCCGUCACAAGAAGAGCGCGAUUGUCGGUCUGGAGAUAGCGUAG
Molecule: messenger RNA, 300 nt
Organism: Phytophthora nicotianae INRA-310
Lineage: Eukaryota; Oomycota; Peronosporomycetes; Peronosporales; Peronosporaceae
Exons: 1
Coding region: 1-300 (99 amino acids)
Source: RefSeq, a predicted model, not a curated record